AAGAGGAGGGGUUUCUUCAAGCUAUUUUUUUCCUUAGACUGCAAAAACUUAAAGUUCAACAUGAUACUUUUUAAACUUUUAAUUCUGCUCAUAGCUUUGUCAGCAGCACUGGGUCUGAGAUGCUACUCAUGCACAGCAGCCGACCCCAAAUCCUGCACUGACUCCAAAGCCUGUGCCAGCCUUUUCAACCGUUGUUACACAGUCAGAGUGGGCAGUUUUGACAUGGUUACCAAGGGCUGCCAAACCAGUGCACUGUGUGGGGGUCCCGUGUCCUGCUGUGAAGGGGAUCUGUGCAACAGCAGCGCACAACCUGGAUCCAGUUUCAUCUUGAUGGUUCUGACUUCAGCCACGUUCCUACUUUUUCACUAACAUUUGAGAGGAAAAGUGUUUUUCAUGGAACAUAUUGAAUAACUAAAAGAGAAAUAAAGACAUUUUCUGUUGAAGCUUUGGUUGUCUGUGUGGCCUUGCAAUGGACUGCUGAACCGUCCAACGUGUACCCCGCCUUCACAAAACAGUAGAUGGGUAGACUCUAGAAACCCAAUGACUCUGAGCACGACUAGAAAGGUUUAUAAAAUGAAUGGAUGAAGCAUUUUGAUGAUGAACUUGAAAGUACAGUUAUGUAUGGAUUUCCAGGAAAUGUAAAAGAUUAGAGAUGGAGUCAAUGUCGACAUUAGUAAAAAUAAUAUUUUUCACAUUUACAAAACAAUAACCAAGCAUUCCCUGAAAAGUCUUGGGUUGGACUUUGUGAAUACAUUUGAUAGAAUCUUGGAAAAAAAAGGAAUACAACCAUUGCAAACAAAAGCAUUCGAUUAUAUUGACACGUUAUUAUGCCGGUAUAUGCCCAGGUCCCUGAAGAUCCUCAUCUAAGAGAUAAAAUGAACUAAGAUUACAAACAAAAAACUCAAUUAUCUUGUUUGGUUCACCGUGUAACUGUUGUAAUAAAGUGCUUGAUAACAGCUAACGGCUGAGGUUUAUCUGAUGGGUAUCUUAGGUCAAAAGACGAAGGCCUGAGGACAAAAAAAAAAAAAAAAAA
Oryzias melastigma (Indian medaka) is the source of this 1033-nucleotide messenger RNA. Its product is annotated as prostate stem cell antigen-like. NCBI's taxonomy places the organism in Eukaryota, Metazoa, Chordata, Actinopteri, Beloniformes, Adrianichthyidae. The transcript has 3 exons. The record is from RefSeq and is a predicted model, not a curated record. The coding region runs from base 61 to 369 and encodes 102 amino acids.